ACCCACUGAAUCUGGGGCCCAACGUCAGAGAAUUUUCUUUUGUCCCUCCCAUUCCUCCUCCUUCCUCGCGACGUCACCCCUCCCAGGCUUCCACCCUCAUCCCCCGUCUCCGCCCGCCGUCGCAGCGUGCGCCACCCCCUCCCAUCAUCCGCGUGCGUCGCCGCGCCGAGAUCCCUCGUGAAACCAGGCCCAACUCAACUCACUCGCGAACGAGCCGGACGCCAUCCGACCCCGCACGCGCGAUGGCUCACCCGAUGCGCGGCUCCGGGCCGCUCCGAUCCAGGAACGUGGCGACUUCGGACGAGAUCCAGCUCCGGAUCGAUCCGGUUCACGGGGAUCUUGACGAGGAGAUCGACGGGCUCCACUCGAGGGUCCGCCUAUUGAAAGGGGUGGCCCAGGAGAUAAAUUCUGAAGCCAAGUUCCAGAAUGAUUUCCUUAACCAACUGCAAAUGACCCUUGCAAAGGCUCAGGCUGGAGUGAAGAAUAACAUGCGAAGGUUGAACAAGAGUAUCAUCCAACAGGGCUCAAACCAUGUUCUCCAUGUUGUCCUCUUUGCUUUAUUUUGCUUCUUCGUUGUCUAUCUCUUGUCAAAAUUCUCUAGAAGAUAGUUUUAUUGUCAAGUGCCAUCAAAUCUAGGAUACCAUGAGUUGUAUGUAGUAUUAAGAAAACGGUGCCAUUUGUUGUACUUUUAUCUGGUGUUGUAGCCUCUGACUUUGUGUCACGGAACAAACCAGGAAAAGAAAAAAAAAUAGUACCCUUAUAAGAUCACUUCUAACCUCAUCCACUGAUCUGUAUGGCCGAGAAAACUGUUGCACUUGCUAGUCACAUUUAGGCAUUCAGCAGUAUCCAAUCUUGUGUUUUAUACAAUCAAGUUUCUUCC
Molecule: messenger RNA, 880 nt
Organism: Phragmites australis (common reed)
Lineage: Eukaryota; Viridiplantae; Streptophyta; Magnoliopsida; Poales; Poaceae
Product: bet1-like protein At4g14600
Exons: 4
Coding region: 243-608 (121 amino acids)
Source: RefSeq, a predicted model, not a curated record